AUCAUGUUCGACUUUAUCGAACAUCCUUUUUCAUUCUGAACCCCUCCGAGACUUCAGCGUUUCGAGAUCUACCAUGACGUGUCCUUAUGCGCAGUUUCCCUCCUCGCUCGACAGACAUACUUUAGGAUUGGGAAGACGAAUGUAAGGAAGGCCACUAUAGGCAAAGAAAGGCACCGCAAGGGUACAGGAAGUCCUACGAGCAAUAGAAGCAAUCAUCUUACCCCGACUCGCUGUAUCGGCACCCCUCGGACCCGGCUAGAGCGACGCGGCGUCAAAGGAUGGCUUCCUCGAUCCUCCCGGUCUCAUACUACGCCUGUGAAUGGAUUCGCGCGUCCGACGCUCACGCUCGUGUCCCUGUCUGCGGGCGAGCUAUAGUGGUGUCCUUACUUACGUGUUAUCUAUAGCCUGCCAUAGCUGGUUGAGUGGCGUGUUCUGGAGGCACAUGAGCGAGAUGCAUCACCCUGCUCUAUUGCCCUGCUGGUCCUGUACUGUCAGAAGGGCACGUCACAGCGCGUUCAACGCCUACGAUUGCGUGUGUGUGUGCUUGUGUCCACGGCCGCGCCGCAUGGGAGCGCACCCUUCUCCCCAUCGGCCGCGUCCAUCGCACCAGGGCCCUCCCCCCUUCGUUCAUCGUCAAGCGUGCUGCAGAAUGCGAGCC
Molecule: messenger RNA, 658 nt
Organism: Schizophyllum commune H4-8
Lineage: Eukaryota; Fungi; Basidiomycota; Agaricomycetes; Agaricales; Schizophyllaceae
Exons: 2
Source: RefSeq, a predicted model, not a curated record